Molecule: messenger RNA, 609 nt
Organism: Caenorhabditis elegans
Lineage: Eukaryota; Metazoa; Nematoda; Chromadorea; Rhabditida; Rhabditidae
Gene: C01B7.7
Product: T20D4.11-like domain-containing protein
Exons: 3
Coding region: 1-609 (202 amino acids)
Source: RefSeq, marked reviewed
AUGCGAAGAUUUCUUUCAAUUGUGGUUUUUGCGGCGAUAUCAUUUUAUCUGGUAGAUUCGGCAAGUUUAGCAACUGCAGAGAGCAAGGAUCACAACUGCACACUUGGAGAUGGACUUAAAGCAUUGUCAUGUAUUUUUAGAAUGCAAGAUUUCCUGGAGAAAAUUGAUGCACUUGACCUAGACAAUAAAGAAGAAACAAAUGAUUUUAAAGGCUCCUGUGACUCUCUUCACAACUGUUUUGAUGCUCUUGAUUGUCAAACUUCAUCAACUGAUCACGAAACCUCUGAUAUUUCUGGAAUGAUCAAAACCUAUUGUGAUACCAUCAUUUACAUCUCCACAAAGUUUGUUGAAUGUAGUGAUAAAUUAGAAGAAAAAAGCUCGCAAUGCUUUGAAAACUGGGAUCCAUUUCCAAAUGAUAUCGAAAAAGAAACUGAUCAAAAGAAAAAGGAAGAAAUGAGAAAAUCUGCAUGCCAAAACUUUUUUGGAAAAGAUAAUUGUUUGAAAGAAGAAAUCGUGAGCUCAUGCAGUGAAGGAGAAUGGAUAGGAUUUAGAGAUCAUUUCGUUUCAUUAAGCAACAUUACAAAGCAAUGCGAUUUUCAAAAUCUCUAA